Molecule: messenger RNA, 1604 nt
Organism: Dermatophagoides farinae (American house dust mite)
Lineage: Eukaryota; Metazoa; Arthropoda; Arachnida; Sarcoptiformes; Pyroglyphidae
Gene: Galt
Product: Galactose-1-phosphate uridylyltransferase
Biological process (GO): beta-D-galactose catabolic process via UDP-galactose, Leloir pathway
Cellular component (GO): cytoplasm
Molecular function (GO): UDP-glucose:hexose-1-phosphate uridylyltransferase activity; zinc ion binding
Source: RefSeq, a predicted model, not a curated record
CAUAUUUUUCACAAAAAUUUAUUUCUGUUUUAUCAUCAUCCUUUUUGAUUAUAAUGAAUGAUGAAAUUGAUCGAUCAGCCAGUUAGUAGUUGGUCGCUCUGCUUAUAUAUGGUUAUUUUGUUUGUCUGUUUUUUUUUUUUUUUUUUUUUUUUUUGGUUCUAUAUAGUGAGCAUUGUUGAUUUUCUGAUAAUAAUAAAAUUAUCAUCUGGUAAUAAUAAUUUGUUUGAGAUUUUGUCUUGAGAUUGAUUUAAGAGGAAAAAAAAUUGAAAAUUUUUUAUUGAUUAUGUGGUGAUUUUUCAAUUACAAAAAAAAUAACAUUGUUGAUGAUAGAUGGCGCUUUAUCUGCAAAAAUUUUGUUCAUUUUUUAGAUUUUUUUUUUGUAAUUUAUAAACUCGGGUACAGUUAUGGACAAAUUCGGAUCAAUUGAUUAUCCCCAUAAUCGUUAUAAUCCAUUAUUGGAUGAAUGGAUCCUAGUAUGUCCACAUCGAAGUAAAAGACCAUGGAUGGGUAAAAUCGAAAAGAAUGAAGACGAACAAAAUGAUCAUCAUGAUUCGUUGAUGAUCAAUGCAUUAUCACCGGGAGGUGUACGUUCGAAUGGUAAUCAGAAUCCUGAAUACAAAAGUACUUUUGUAUUCGAUAAUGAUUUUCCUGCUCUCAUCGAUGAUGAUUGUCCAGCUGAUCAUACCGAUGCUAAUGAUGAUGAUAAUCAAUUAUUUCGAAUUCAAUCAGCACGUGGACGAUGUCGAGUCAUGUGUUUUCAUCCAUCAUCACGUUUAUCAUUACCAUUAAUGUCAAUCGAUGAAAUUUUGGCAGUUAUCAAUACUUGGAUUGAAGAAUUGAAGAAAUUGGCACCAAUUUAUCGAUGGGUACAAAUAUUCGAAAAUAAAGGAGCAAUUAUGGGCUGUUCGAAUCCACAUCCACAUUGUCAAAUAUGGGCAAGUCGUUUUUUGCCAACAAUUGCCCAACGAAAAGAUGAACAACAACGGAAUUAUUUUAAAAAAUAUGACCGUGCAAUGCUUUGGGAUUAUGUUCAAAAAGAAUUGGUGAAUGAAGAACGUAUUGUAUUGAAAAAUGAACAUUGGUUAGCAUUGGUUCCAUUCUGGGCAACAUGGCCAUUUGAAACAAUGAUAUUGCCACAUCAUCGUUGCAUACAAAGAUUGAAUGAAUUAGAUGAAAAUGAAAAACAAUCAUUGGCUGUUAUCAUGAAAGGUUUGUUGACCAUUUAUGAUAAUCUAUUCGAAACAUCAUUCCCAUAUUCAAUGGGUUGGCAUGGUGCACCAACCGGUGGUGGCGAUGAUUGGCAAUCAAAACAACAAUAUCAACAUUGGAUAUUACAUGCUGUUUAUUAUCCACCAUUAUUACGUUCGGCAACAAUUAAAAAAUUUAUGGUAGGCUAUGAACUUUGUGCACAAUCACAAAGAGAUAUUACGCCGGAAAAAGCCUGUGAAAUUCUUCGACAACAAAAUUCCAACAAACAUUAUAAACAUGAAAAAUGAUGUUAAAUUUUUAUUGUUCAAUUUGAAAGAAUUUUAUUUGAUUCCAAUCUAUCCAUUUCUUUCAACAACCACGCAACAGUAAAACGAAGUUGAUGAAAUUGUUUGAUA